CUGAUGUCUUUAAAGGAGAGGAAGAGACAGCAGAGAUCUCUCUCUUCUGUUCCACACGCAGAGGAAAGGCCACAUGAGGACAAAGCGAGAAGGCCUCCAUCUGGAAGCCAGGAGAGAGACCCACCAGAAACCAGCCCCGCCAGCACCUUCAUCUUAGACACCCAGCCUCCAGAACUGUGAGAAAGUAAAUUUCUGUUGUUGAAGCCACCCAUUCCACGCUAUUUUGUUGUGGCAGCUCUAGCAGACUAACACACAUGGACGUGUGGAAAACACAGAAAAUGUAAAAGCUGAAAGCAAAGAAAAUCACCAUAAUCCCACCACAUAGACUAUUGGAAGAUUUGGGGAGUGUGUUUUUGUCCUCUUCUAAAACGUACCACGAAUAUUUUCCUUUAUCAAUAAAUAUGAAUCGGGGACCAUUUUGACAUUGUUGAAGAGUGAGACAACUUGGUUUUAGACCUGCCGGGGUCUGGGAUGUUGGGCAGGAUGAGGGGGACCUCUGUGGUGCUGGAAUAUUACACCUCGUGACUGCAGGACGGUUAUGGGCACGCGCACUUGGGAUAAAGUGACACCCACCUGUACACACGCGUUGUCCCAGUGUCAGGUGCUCAGUUUAGACCUUGGACGAUCAUCCCAUAAAAAUGUAAGCUUUGACAGAAACUGGGUGAAGGGUACACAGGACAGCUUGGUAUCGUUUUUGCAACUGCCUGUGAACCUAUAUUUAUUUCACAAUAAGAACUUUGAGAAAUCUGUUAAUAGAUAAUAAAUAGACAUGUCUUUUCAUACUGAACCGAGAUCCUUGUAGGGGCAAAGAGAUCAGUAGAAUCAUUCUUCAUGUUUGGGAAGCCUUUUAAACACAGUAUCACAUCUUCUAUCAAAAAGAUAUGAAUAUCAGCCUCAGGCAGGGUUUGAGUGAAAAUAUUAGUGAUGUUGCACAAAUACUUAAAAGCAGAACUAUGAGGUUCAGAGAAGUUAAUCAUGGGGCAGAUCAGGGGAAGAAAGCAUUGACAUAAGAGAUUUCCUAAGUCAGCUCAUGAAGACGGAAGUCAUACUAAAAACAGGAAGACUUUGUCACACACAGACCAAGAUCCCACAUCCUCCGUGGCUGAGCUUGCUGGACUCUGCACCAUGAGAAACAGAUUUCUAAGGUUGCCGCCAGGAUUCUUGGUGCUGCUGCUGUUGUCAUUGGGACUUGCAGCCCAGAACCUUAGAGCCUCUGCCUCCACAGCCUCUGCCCCUCCAGGCUGUGCUCCCUGGUGCCCUCGGAACUCCGUAUGUGUCAGUGCCACCGCCUGUCGCUGCCAUCCGGGAUUCAGCUCCUGGUCUGGGGAGAUCAUCACCAGCCCUGCAGACAGUUGUGCCGACAUCAACGAAUGUGGACCACCCUUGGCGGUGUCCUGCGGAAAAUUCGCGGAUUGCCAGAAUGUGGAUGGGAGCCACUACUGCACAUGUAGCCCAGGAUAUGGGCUCGUUUCUGGGGCAACAACGUUCAGAAACGAGAGUGAGAACACGUGUCAAGACGUGGACGAAUGUCAGCAGAAACCCAGAAUCUGUAAAGGCCGCAGUGUCUGCAUCAACACCCUGGGCAGCUAUACCUGCACGUGCCCGCCCGGCUUGGAGCUCAACCCAAAGGACCCGAAUCUGUGCACAGAUGUCGACGAGUGCAGCUCCGGGCGGCACCCAUGUCACAGCUCCACCAUCUGCGUCAACACCGUGGGCUCAUAUAGGUGCCACUGCCACCCAGGGUGGACACCCCUGCCGGGGCUCCGGGACAACCAAAACACCACCGUGUGCGAAGAGGUGUCCUUCCCCAUCUGGACUCCGCCCCCAGGAAUCCAGAGCCAGCAUCUCUCCCACUUCUUUGAAAGAAUCCGGGAUCUGCGCAGACGCUUCCAGUCAGCCUCGGCCCAGGACACCUUCAAGGGUCUCAUACACGCGGUGGAUCAUCUGCUGGAGACCCCAGGGGACCUGGAGACCCUGCCCCGCUCAGAGCAGCACUGUGUGGCCGCUAACCUGCUCUUUGGCCUGGAGGAUGUCCUGAGAGGGCUGAGCCAGGCCCUGUCCAAUGGGUCGUUGACCUUCAAUUCACCUGCAGGCACAGAGCUGACCCUGGAGGUGCUGGAGCAGGGAGACAGGAGUAUCUCCUUGAGUCAGAAUCGGGCAAAGAUGCUGCUGAACUGGGAGACGGUGCAGGGAUCUGCUGACUCAGGCCCUUCUGUGGUGGGCCUUGUCUCCACCCCAGGGAUGGGAAAGCUGCUGGCUGAGGCGCCCCUGGUCCUGGACCCUGAGAGGCAGGAAGUUGUAUGGGAGACACACAAGGACUUGCUGCAGGAAGUCACCCAUGUCCUGCUCUCAGAUGUCAUCACUGCCUUUUUGAGCAACAGGGACACUCAGAACCUCAGCUCCCCAGUCACCUUCAUCUUUAACCAUUCAGUGACCCCUCGGCCAAGGAAGAAGGUGCUCUGCGUCUUCUGGGAGCACAGCGGGAAUGGAAGUGGUCAUUGGGCCACCACAGGCUGCACGAUGGUGGGCACCAGAGACACCAGCACCACCUGCCGGUGUACCCACCUCAGCAGCUUUGCCGUCCUCAUGGUCCACUACAAUUUGCAGGAGGAGGAUCCCGUGCUGGAUGUGAUCACCCACGUGGGGCUGAGCCUCUCUCUGCUGUGCCUCCUCCUGGCGGCCCUCACCUUCCUGCUGUGCAGAGCCAUCCAGAACACCAGCACCUCGCUCCACCUGCAGCUCUCACUCUGCCUCUUCCUGGCCCACCUCCUCUUCCUCACGGCCAUCGACCGAACAGAGAUCCAGAUGCUGUGCGCCGUCAUCGCAGGCGCCUUACACUAUCUCUACCUGGCCUCCUUCACCUGGAUGCUGCUGGAGGGGCUGCACCUCUUCCUCACUGCGCGCAAACUGACGGUGGUCAACUACUCCAGUGUGAGCAGGUUCAUGAAGAAGCUCAUGUUCCCUGUGGGCUAUGGAGUCCCGGCCGUGAUCGUGGCUGUUUCUGCAGCAUCCAGGCCUCGUCUCUAUGGAACAUCAACCCGAUGCUGGCUCAACACAGACAAAGGGUUUAUAUGGGCCUUCCUUGGCCCCGUCUGCACCAUCUUCUCUAUCAACUUGGCUUUCUUUCUGAUGACCUUCUGGAUUGUGAAAAACAAGCUCUCCUCACUCAACAGUGACGUGUCCACCCUCAAGAACACGAGGAUGCUGACGUUUAAAGCUACAGCUCAGCUCUUCAUCUUGGGCUGCACGUGGUGUCUGGGAAUCCUGCAGGUGGGACCAGCUGCCCGGGUCAUGGCCUACCUCUUCACCAUCAUCAACAGCCUGCAGGGCGUCUUCAUCUUCCUGGUGCACUGCCUCCUCAGCCAGCAGGUCCAGCAGCAAUACAGGAAAUGGUUCAAAGGGGUCACGAAAACCAAAGCCGAGUCUGAGAAGUACACGCUGUCCAGCAGGGCCGUGUCUGAUGCCUCCAAACACAGUGUGGAGAAUUAAGUGAACAACUAAGCCAGAAGAUCUUGUAUCCUGGAAUAUUCUGAACUUCAUCCUUUGGGCAAAGUCUAUAAAAAAUACUUCUUCA
Equus caballus (horse) is the source of this 3574-nucleotide messenger RNA. Its product is annotated as adhesion G protein-coupled receptor E2. The record is from RefSeq and is a predicted model, not a curated record. Gene Ontology annotation, biological process: adenylate cyclase-activating G protein-coupled receptor signaling pathway; cell surface receptor signaling pathway. NCBI's taxonomy places the organism in Eukaryota, Metazoa, Chordata, Mammalia, Perissodactyla, Equidae. Gene Ontology annotation, cellular component: plasma membrane. Gene Ontology annotation, molecular function: G protein-coupled receptor activity; calcium ion binding.